UGUAAACAAUAUUUAAUUUUCUUAGGUUAGCACGUAGUAGGAGUAAGUAGGAAAAAAAUUGUAUUAGCAGUGUAGUAGCAGGAAGGAUUGACUUAUUAAACUCGUACUUGUGUAAAUGCAUGUAAUGAUGAUACUGAGGAGAGUUACAAUUGAAAGUGUUAAGACUUUUUAUUCUGAACAUUUAAGACAGUCGAUAACAACAAGUAGGAUAUUUGGUACGUCUUUAACAGGAUACUCGACCAUCUACGCCUUGUCCUCAGGGCAAGGAAAAUGUGGAGUCGCAGUAGUAAGGAUAUCGGGCAGUCGGUCAUUGGAGGCAAUGCAGAAAAUGACAAAAAUAUGUCAGCCAGAACCAAGGAGAGCAUAUCUGCGUAGUAUACGAGAUCCUGACAAUGGGGAAGUUAUAGACAAAGGGUUAUGCUUAUGGUUUCCAGGACCCAAUUCCUUUACUGGCGAAGACAGUGUGGAAUUUCAAGUUCACGGAGGUCCUGCUGUACUUAGUGCUCUAUUAACUGCUUUAUCAAAAUUGAAAUUUCGUCAUGCAUUACCUGGAGAGUUCACAAAACGGGCCUUUUUUAACAAUAAGUUAGAUUUAGUAGAAAUCGAGGGCUUAGCAGAUUUAAUUCAUGCGGAAACCGAACAGCAAAGAAAACAAGCUUUGUUGCAGGCUGACGGCAAUCUCAGCACACUGUACAACAAGUGGAAAGAUAUCCUUUCUCGAUGUGUUGCUCAUUUGGAAGCUUUCAUAGACUUCAGUGAGGAAGAAAACAUCGAAGGCGAUGUUUUAGAAAAGUGCAAUAAUCAACUAAACAAUCUUAUGAGGCAGAUUAAGAAUCACCUUGCAGAUGGGAGAAAGGGCGAAAUUCUGCGUAAUGGUGUGAGAACUGUAAUUAUUGGAGAGCCAAAUGUCGGAAAAAGUAGUUUACUGAAUUAUUUAGUACAAAGAAAUGCGGCAAUUGUUUCGCCAAUUGCUGGUACUACAAGAGAUAUUGUUGAAUUGUCUACUGACAUCUCUGGCUAUCCAAUUAUAUUAGCAGACACGGCAGGUAUCAUUAAGAAGUCAAAAGAUAUUAUUGAAAAAGAGGGGGUUCGCAGAGCUAAGGCUUAUGCGGAAAAAGCUGACUUUAUUAUUCUAAUGAUCAAUGCACUUGCUUAUUUGGAAAGCAAGAAGACAUAUGAAGAAUAUCUUAAUACUUAUAUAAAUAAAUUAGAGUUAGAAGAUAUUUUACUGGAUAGUGGAAGAUUACAAAAACACUGUCUCGUAAUUAUGAAUAAGACUGAUCUACUCAACGAAGAGACUAACGAACGUUUGAGAAAGUCUGGCAUAAUAGGAAUUUCUUGUGUUCAGGAAGAAGGCUUCGACAAAUUUUUGGAAUCUGCUACAAAUUAUUUUAAAGAGAUAUGCGGUAAUCCUUCUAGAGAACACCCUACGAUCAGUCAGACUAGACACAGAAAUCAUUUGACAAAUUGUUUAGAACAUCUUUGUAGAUAUUUUACCAUCAUUGCUCGAGAAAAUUAUGAUAUUGUAAUAGCUACUCAAGAAAUUCGUAAUGCGAUGAGAGAACUUGGAAAGGUUACAGGUCAUGUGAGUACGGAACAAAUUUUAGAUAUUAUAUUUAAGGAAUUUUGUAUAGGAAAAUAAAAUACUUCAAAUCAAUCUUCAUUUCAU
Molecule: messenger RNA, 1669 nt
Organism: Orussus abietinus
Lineage: Eukaryota; Metazoa; Arthropoda; Insecta; Hymenoptera; Orussidae
Product: tRNA modification GTPase GTPBP3, mitochondrial
Exons: 4
Coding region: 116-1642 (508 amino acids)
Biological process (GO): tRNA methylation; tRNA wobble uridine modification
Cellular component (GO): mitochondrion; cytoplasm
Molecular function (GO): protein binding; GTPase activity; GTP binding
Source: RefSeq, a predicted model, not a curated record